GUAUGGCUAACCGGAACCAGGCCUGCUCACAGAGUGAGGGAGGGGCCUGCAGGGAGUGGGGAGAUGUUGAGGGAGUACACAGCUAUAAAAGCCUGGGCUGGAUUUGUCUCUGUCAGUAGCUCACACGGAAACGACCCAGAUACAGAGCCACUGGUAGGAGGAAGCAGGCGACUGCCUCUGAAAAACGCAUUGCGUUGCUGAGCAAGACACAGAGACUGAGGACUUCUAUAGCACAAGCUUUUACAGUGCCAGAGGAAAAACCAGGUGGACCGAAAAUCCUCAAAGCAUCAGGACCAUAAGGCAUUUUGGAAGCGUGCUGUGAACUGUGAGUACACUUUUGGACGAGGAGGAGAAAUAGACCAAAAGUCAGCACUGGAACCUUCUUUAAAAAGAGAUAAGGAGAGUGAAGGAGCAGAGACAUCUGCCACACCUCAAAAGACGAACGCUCAGCGUUUCGCAUCUCCACCCAUGGCUGCACGUCCGAUGGAAACGGUGGGUUUCUCCAUGCUCCCAGCCCACAUACUGGCUUCUGCCAUGGAGGAGUUCCCUCAGCAGCUUCCUGUGCCCAAGGGCCCGGCCAGGGGCCGCAGUCGCCCCCGGCGACCAAGGGAGGCCCGCUUCAAGACUCAGCCCGUAACCUUUGCAGAGAUCGCAGAGGUGGAGGAGGAAGGGACUUCGCCGCUGGAGGAGGAGAGAGCCAGACGCUCCUUCCUGCAGUCGCUGGAGAGCCUAAGGAGGAGCACACAGACGCUGCACCACACAGGCUCGACGCACUCCGGCAGGACCAGCACACCCACACAGGCCAGCCUGGACUCAAGUGACUCAGACUCAGCCCCAUGAACGAGAGACAGAGAGAGAGAGAGAGAGAGAGAGAGAGAGAGAGAGAGAGAGAGAGAGAGAGAGAAAGAGAUUUUGUAUGUAUCCUCUCCUCUGCUGUAAUGCUGACUUUACUGGACUGGACUCCAGAGCACAUUGCACAUAUCCUUCUCUUGAAGCAUACUUUGUAGCUAUAAUUUAGUUACAGUAUCUUAUGCACAUACUUGUGCCAAACUCCAGUCAAGCCAAGCAACAGCAGGCUGGAUUGCUUAUGCUCCUUAGCUGUAGCAUUUGAAAACCUCUAACAACUUAAAUAUUCCAAAAAUGAUCUUUCUUUAUUUGUUGUGUAAGACUUAAGGCCAUUCAUCAUGAGCUUUAAAGUGUAGGUCUGUUCUAUUUGCUAUUCCAUUCAGAAGGACAGACAUGCAACGGUCAAUCAUUUCAUAUGUGCCUGGUUAGAGAUUACAGAAUGGCUUUCCCACUGUUCAGCUUGGAUUUCCGCUGUUCAUCUUUAACACUUAAACAUGAUUAUGCAGUCAAAUCAUUGACAGAAGAACUGAAAUCGGUCUGUAGAUGCCAGACACCGCACAGGAGGCACUGUUUCAAAAUGACAACAUUACUUGAGUCUGCCAAAAUAGUAUAUUUACUAAUGAACUCAGAGAGGAACAAAUUAUUUUCUUGCUAAAUGUUACAGAUAUUUAUUCACAGAAUAUCUUGUUAAUAAUAUCAUAAUGAGUUUCGCAAUAUGUUUUGUUGACACUGUGGAGCUUGCAAGGUCACUAUCGCAGUUUCAAAUGGAAAAAAGAAAAAAGAAUAAGAUGAAAAAAUGAUGCCUUUGUACUUUUGUUUUAUUUUUAUUACCUUUGUAAAGUUAUUUCUUACUUACUUUAAUAAAUCUAUAUAAAUAUAGUGCACAUGUA
Colossoma macropomum (tambaqui) is the source of this 1736-nucleotide messenger RNA. RefSeq names its product chromosome unknown C11orf96 homolog (gene cunh11orf96). The record is from RefSeq and is a predicted model, not a curated record. Bases 469 to 840 code for a protein of 123 amino acids. Lineage: Eukaryota; Metazoa; Chordata; Actinopteri; Characiformes; Serrasalmidae. The transcript has a single exon.